This is a messenger RNA of Sitodiplosis mosellana (orange wheat blossom midge), 2924 nucleotides long. RefSeq names its product inner centromere protein A. The coding region runs from base 542 to 2623 and encodes 693 amino acids. NCBI's taxonomy places the organism in Eukaryota, Metazoa, Arthropoda, Insecta, Diptera, Cecidomyiidae. The record is from RefSeq and is a predicted model, not a curated record. The transcript is spliced from 5 exons.
AGACACGCCUGAGUAUUGUUGCACAUACAGUCAAAAUCAAAACAAUGUAUCGUAUAAGGCGAAAUUGUUUCGUUCAUUCGUUUCUUAUGCCUAGUGCCAUGGGCCGUGCGGUUGUCUCUGUUUAGUUGUCGUUUAAAAUUCAUUAUACAUGAAAGUGUGUGAACGACGCUGAGCACCUUAGCUCGUCUCAAAUGACAAAUAAGACAUCGACGAAAAUAAGACGAUAAAAAAAACAUAGUGUAAUAUACUCAAGUCAAAGUGGAUGCAAAUAAAUGUUCUUUAUCAAAUUGUUGAAGUGUUUCUCUUGAUAUAUACAUAUAUUUUAUGGUGGAAGCAUCGAGUAUAGUUUUUGUGUACUCAAAACGGCCGUGCCCUGAAGAUGAACGAUUCAUUGUUUGAAAAGUGAAUGUUCUAAGAUAGGAAAAAAUCUUUGAGAAAAAAAAUUCGUUUCGAUAAAAAGAAAAUCGAUUAUUGGAUUUGCUGUGGAUUAUUUUUUGGAUAUAUUUUGGCAACAGAUACACAACCAAGAGAUUGGAUAAAAAUGACUGAAUUGAACGAAGCAACCUUUCCGAAAACGGGACGAGUUAAUGAAGUGUGUCGAGAAUGGGUCGUACGCGAAGACAACGCUUUGGCACAACAAUUGCAGUCACAAGAAAUCCACGAUCACUAUCGCGGCAAUCGCUAUCGAAAUCAAGUGGUUCGACAAGAUUUCCCAACCGCUUUAUCGGAGCAAAUAAAAGAAAAAGAAGUGGCCGAUCAACAAGCGGCACUUUAUCAUCAAAUGUUAAAUGCACAGGCUGAAGCUGAUGCAGCUGUUGCUCGAAAAGUGGCUGAAAAUUUGCGUCGAGAACAAGAAAUUGAACGACGCCGGAAUAUUGAACAAAGUGAAUAUUUGGCGCGUCAACUCGAAGAAGAUUUGGUACUUCAAGCCAAACCACCAUCUGCAUCAUCAUCUUCGUCGUCGUCGUCGUCAUCACGUAUGCAGCAAUCAUUUCCAAGUCCACCCGAGCCAAUCGUCAAUGAGCUGCCGAUUCCGCCAAAAAAAUUGGGUACUAAAUUCAGUAGCCAGCGAAGGAAUUACAAUGACAACGAUAUAGUUACGAAUCCAUCGUACGUCACUGCUUCACCGACACAUACAGCGACACCGCUAAGGGAUUCACCGCAGCUAAAUUACGUUUCGUUGGAGUUGAACAUACCGAAAGAUAGUCAAAAACGCUUGGCAAACCAUCAUGCAACACAAUACACUCAAGUCUUUGCCCAUAAUCUGGGCACACCUCCGUUGUCACCAUCUGAUUCGGAUAGUCAUCAUUAUGAGCAUAUCAAUUUGCAUUCGCACACUCCCGAAAAGAAAACCAAUCCACAGCCAUACGUUCAACGAGAUUAUAGUUUUCCACCGCCACCAGACUCAGUUGCUUUGGCUCUGCCACCAAAACUGCCGAGCAAACAAUCACCGACGAAAAAUAAGCAAUAUGAUCUGCCAAAACUACCACCCAAAGCAAAAGAUUUGUCGCCAACCAAUCGUGGAUUGCAAAUGCUCACCACAGACUCAUUCGAUAUACUAAUGGGCAAUCCAAAUCUACGCGAAUUACCCGAUGAAUGUGACAGUUUAGCUAUUGGCGGUGCAGAACCGAAGGUUGCACGAAACACAGAGCGUGUUUUUAAUAGUAAUACACCAAAUAUCAAUCGGAUCGACUCAGUUGACGAUAUUUUGAGCUAUGACGGAGAAGAAGCUGCGGGUUCAGCUUGUAGCUCGGAUCGGAUAAGGCAGCUAAAAGAGUUGGGCGUUCCAGCUGAUGAAAUUUUGGAAAUCGAUCGACGUCUCACACAACAGGAGAAAGAUGAAGAGCUUGCUCGUCGAUUGCAAGAGGAAGAAGGACAGGCUUGUAUGACACAAGAGGAAAAAGAUCAUAUGGUGGCCAUCGAAGCACAAGAUAAAGAAUUGGCUCGGAUGCUACAGGAGAGGGAAAAAGCAAAGGCUCGCCGGGCAAAGGAGCGUGCUCGAGCUCGGAAGCAGCAACUACAGCAGGAGAAAAUGCAACAAGAAGCAGCUGAAGGUGCACAAUAUGUCGAGAAUUCAUCGGCUGUAUCACACACCCGAAGUCAUUCCGAUUCAAAUGACAUUGAACAUGAUUCAUACUCGGAUCCAAUCGACUUGAUAAAUGCCCGGGAAAAUGCCAAGCAAUUGUAUCAGGCUGGUGAAUAUUUUCAUAGCAAACAAAGCAGCGGUGCAUCACGAGAUUCACUGUUCAAUGAUGAAAAUUACUCCAAUCCAGUUGAUUCACUUCGAAAUGCCGCAUUAAACGAUUCCAAUCACAAUGCAUCACCUCCAAGACCUAGCAAAAAAGUUUCCAGCAAACAACCGAGACCAAAAUCGAAUGAAAGUAUCGAUAAUAUGGAACAGAUACAACAGCCAAACUCAUCGUCUUCCGGACCGAAUAGCUCUAUUCCAACCCCAUCAAAUGAAUCUCAAAACUUUUUACCGGCUCAUUUGAAAUACACGACACCCGAUCAAAAUUCGAAUCCAAUUCCACCAUACAUGCCAAUCCAAGGCGUUCGACGCAACGGAAAUAUGCAGUCGGAUAAAAAGAAAAAACCGAAAGACAAUCGCUGCACACACCAAUAAGCAUUCUAAUUGAAAACCUAUUUAAAAAUGAUGUUAAAUGUGAAAAACCUUUAAGAUAUGCAUGACCUUAUCCCGGACACUCAGUUAAAGUGUCCAAUUUUAGUGGAAUUUAUUAAACUCUAGCACAAUGGUUGACGUAUAAAAAUCAUAAAUACCCAUAAAAUUUUGAAGUAUUUCCUCUUGAUUAGCGAAUAGUUUUUAAAUUUAUUUUAAUUUUCUUUGUGAAUAAGUUUGGGAUAAUUCAUGGAUAAUUUGAUAGACAAUGAAAAUAAAUCACAAAUUUUUUUAAAUUUAAAGCGAA